Molecule: messenger RNA, 1104 nt
Organism: Myzus persicae (green peach aphid)
Lineage: Eukaryota; Metazoa; Arthropoda; Insecta; Hemiptera; Aphididae
Product: thymidylate kinase
Exons: 2
Coding region: 396-1034 (212 amino acids)
Biological process (GO): dTTP biosynthetic process; dUDP biosynthetic process; dTDP biosynthetic process
Cellular component (GO): cytosol; cytoplasm; mitochondrion
Molecular function (GO): dTMP kinase activity; ATP binding
Source: RefSeq, a predicted model, not a curated record
UUAUAAUAUUAUCAUUAUUUAUUGUUAUUAUUGUGAUUUCGCGCCAAUUUGUUAGCCACACAUAGCAAUAUAGCAUGCGCACAAUGAAUAAUGAUCAAUAUUUCUUUAGUCUGUGAUGCAUUGCUGUCUCAGCAUUCAGUUCAGUAUUUCAGUUUUAACUUUUAGUUUAUAGGUUAAUAGCCUAUUAUUUUAACUUACCAUAAUUGCUACUCGUCUACAGUUACUUAAACUGAACUGCAGAGAACAAUGGUCAAUUAACGUCAGUCAAAUUUCUUUUAUCAUAACUUGUAUAGAUUUGUAUACCUACUACAAUUUCACCGGCAUUCGUCUUAUGUAAAUCCUGUUCAAAGAUAACAAUUCUGCUGUCUCGUUGUCGUCUAGGCUAAUUUAACAAAAUGACAAAGUCUGCUAUGAGGGGUGCAUUAAUUGUUUUAGAAGGCUGUGAUAGAUCAGGAAAAACAACCCAAUGUGCAAAAUUAGUUGAAGUUUUAAAUAGUAUGAAAAUACCAGCAAAAAAGAUAUCUUUUCCAGAUCGAUCUACUCCUAUUGGUUCAUUGAUCAACGAUUAUUUAUCAAGAAAAAUAGAGUUACCAGAUAGAUCAGUUCAUUUAUUAUUCAGUGCUAAUCGUUGGGAACUAGAACCAGAAAUUCGUAAACAAAUUGAGUCUGGUGUAACAUUGAUUGUGGAUCGGUACUCAUAUUCUGGUGUAGUUUUUACCAGUGCCAAACAAUGUGCAGAUUUUAAAUGGUGUUGUGGACCAGAAAAUGGUUUACCUAAGCCAGAUAUAGUGAUGUUUUUAAAAUUAUCAACUAGUGAAAUGGCCAAACGAUCUGGUUUCGGUGAUGAAAGAUAUGAAAAUAUUGAAUUUCAAAAUAGAGUUGAUGUUAAUUAUGAUAAAUUUAAAAAUGAUAAUUUUAUUCAAGUAGAUGCAGCUCAAGACGUGUCUAUCUUAACAAGCACUCUUCUGGAACAAGUUUUAAAAACUAUAGAAACUGUUAAGAACCACGAUUUAGACGAUUUAGUUUUACAAUAGAAUAAAGUUACCAAUGCUAAUAAUAUUACUAUGGUUAAAGUUUUACAUUAAAAAUCAAAUUCUUAGUUUA